AUGUUUCAUGAUGCCAUUAAAGAGGAAAUUGUUUGUCUUACAGAUAAUUCCAAAUCAAAACACAACAACGCAGUUAGUAAUAAGAUCGAUAUUGUCGCCAUACUUCUCGGUCUACAAUAUCACAGCGUUCUCUCAAUUGUUUCAGACUUGCCUGAAGGCAGCAUCAGCCAACUAGAAGUAGUCGGAUCGAAGACAACUUGCCUGGAGGACCAGACGUUGGCCGGUUGCCAAGUGCAGGCUCUCAUUCUGACCAAUAACCACUUGCAACACGUGGCAGAUCGAGCUUUCAGGUGA
This is a messenger RNA of Brassicogethes aeneus, 294 nucleotides long. The record is from the annotation of a GenBank genome assembly. NCBI's taxonomy places the organism in Eukaryota, Metazoa, Arthropoda, Insecta, Coleoptera, Nitidulidae.